This is a messenger RNA of Aspergillus steynii IBT 23096, 2652 nucleotides long. RefSeq names its product RINT-1 family protein. Bases 91 to 2586 code for a protein of 831 amino acids. The transcript has 5 exons. Gene Ontology annotation, biological process: endoplasmic reticulum to Golgi vesicle-mediated transport; regulation of ER to Golgi vesicle-mediated transport; retrograde vesicle-mediated transport, Golgi to endoplasmic reticulum. Lineage: Eukaryota; Fungi; Ascomycota; Eurotiomycetes; Eurotiales; Aspergillaceae. The record is from RefSeq and is a predicted model, not a curated record. Gene Ontology annotation, cellular component: Dsl1/NZR complex.
CGGCGGAUGCGAUUGUCCGCAACUCGCCCGAGGCGGUGAUGGGCGACACCUUGCGGCUUGCAACUUGGCCUGCUACCACCACCCUCCACCAUGGCCUCUUCGGCGUCGUCUCUAUCUCUGCACGAGAAAACGAGAGUCGAGGACUACCUGAACGACAAGAUCCAGGUCUCGGCGGAUUUUGAAAGUCUAGACUCGUUACUUUCGAGUCUCCGUGCCCAACAUGAGCUGCAGCGGAAGCAGCUAGCAGAAGCCCAGGAGGUCCUAUCCAAUGCCACAAAGACCUCCAAUGACCACGCAGAAGCCACCCGAAAGCGAGCCGAGGCGUUUAAGGAGCAGCAGGCCGACAUCGACCGGCGCCUGAAAGCCAUCACGAAGUCGGAUGCCAGCGAUGAGGCUGCGAAACGAUUUGAGGAGGGAAUAGAAAAGCUGCGGCGGCUUGAGAUAUCAAGAGGCUAUGUGACGCUACUCAAGGAGGCAGAGGAGCUGAGCAAGGAAGCCUUGAAAAAUAUCCAGUCUGUCCCUCAGCUAGCCAUCGAGCCCUACACUCGACUCCGAAAUAUCGUUCAAUCGUUGGUCGAAGCCCAGCCUGCAGCAGAAGGCGCCGCGCCCCAUCUGGUUGACUACAUAGGAAGACUAGCAUCGGCACUCAGGGAACAAUUGAAGAGCGACUUUACCAGGCGACUCCAAGGAACGUUGGAGCAAAUGAAAUGGCCAUCAAAGGAUCUAAAUUUCCCAGAGGACUUGAAGUCACAGUGGAAAACAAACGUUGAGUUGCUUCUCGACCUCCAGACUCCGGAACUGAAGAAUCGCAAUGUUGCCUCAAACCAGCAGAACGUCGAACCGACUAUUUUACUGCCGCUGGAAGUCAUGGUCCACCCCCUGGAGCUUCGCUUUAAAUACCACUUUAGUGGCGAUAAACCGACCAACAGACUCGACAAGCCGGAAUACUUCUUGUCGCAUGUAUUGGAUCUGGUUAACAACUUCGGGGGUUUCUUCAUCUCCUCCCUCCAACCCAUCUUCGAUGAAAAAGCCCAAGCCGUCGGAUCCGAUUUGGAGUGGAACUUCAAUAACGCCUCGCAUGCGUACAUUACGGCUCUUCUGCCGAUGCUGAGGCAGAAAAUAAUCACGUUUCUUCCUCAAAUCUCCGAGCAUCCCCAACUUUUGAGCCACCUGGUCCAUGAGUUGAUGACUUUCGACAACGACAUCCGCGAGGGUUGGAACUACCUCCCAGACCCCUACAGCCAGGAGAACUGGAAGGGGAUUACCUGGGAUGUCCUGACCAAGGGAGGCUGGUUCGACCGCUGGCUUCAGGUCGAGAAGGACUUUGCGCUGGCUCGCUACAAGGACAUUGUGGAUACACCAGACAGUGGUCAUAUCGACUACGAUGGUGUCGAGUUCUCAGUGACCAAGCCCACCAAAGCAGCCAUUCGCGUGAAUGACCUGCUAGAGACCAUCACCGAUCGGUACCAGCCAUUAUCUUCAUUCAGCCAGAAGCUGCGUUUUCUCAUCGACAUUCAAAUUACAAUCUUCGACCAAUUCCACGAACGCCUGCACUCCGCUCUAGAAGCCUACCUUGCAAUGACAUCUACCAUCGGUCGCACCGUGCAAGGGACAGACGGCGCCAGCGUGGAAGGAGUUGCAGGUCUGGAACGGCUUUGCAGGGUCUUCGGAAGCGCCGAAUAUCUGGAGAAGAAGAUGGAAGACUGGAGCAAUGAGGUGUUCUUUGUCGAGCUUUGGUCGGAGCUUCAAGAGCGGGUUCGGCAGAAUCGUGACGGAGGCAAGAACGUCGCCGGUUCAAUGUCAGUGGCGGACGUCGCCUCUAGGACCUCUCCGGCUGUCAAUCACGGCUCCGAAGCCAGCGACCACAAAGGCGCGACUUCCGACGGAGCCCUCUUUGAUGAGACCGCUUCUGCGUACCGUCGUCUCAGACUCCGGUCAGAAUCUAUCAUUACGUCGACUCUGACCUCUAACGUGCGAUCUGCGCUGAAGCCGUACUCUCGCGUCUCAACCUGGACGACUAUCUCGGUCCCCUCAACGUCCUCCACCGGCCCUCUCCCCCCGUCUUCUGAUCUCACACCUGCUAUGCGUACCCUGUCGACCGAGAUCUCGUUCCUGUCUCGCACAUUAGGCAUUGCCCCCUUGCGCCGGAUCAUCCGACAGGUCCUCCUCGCCAUUCAAACGUAUCUCUGGGGCACGAUCCUCAUGAAGAACACCUUCUCCGCGGCAGGCGCAGCGCAACUCAUCAGCGAUGUCGACCAUCUCUGCAACGUGGUCGACGUAGCUCUCGGCCCAGCGACCCCAGCAGGGGGCUCCGCGAAGGUCUUGCAGAAACUGACCGAAGGUCUGCUUCUUUUGGGACUGGGUGCCCAUGCGACAUCGCAGCCUGAAGACGAGCCAGGCUCUUCAAAAGCCACUGAUCCUCUCGCUGGAGGUAGCGACGCUGGACUCGGCCUGUGGGCGGUGGAGAAGAGGCUCUUCAAAGACAACGAAAGCGCCAGGGAGGUUCUCUCCGAGCUGGCAGUGGAAACUCUCGCAGAGUCGGAGGCUCGGAGCGUGCUAGAGAGGCGCGUCGAGAUCGGUAAUUAGUUAACAAGGCGCUGUUGUUGCCUGAUGACUUUACGAGAGCUGGCGUGAUGUGAUAGAAAUCAUAUG